Molecule: messenger RNA, 2550 nt
Organism: Melospiza melodia melodia
Lineage: Eukaryota; Metazoa; Chordata; Aves; Passeriformes; Passerellidae
Product: coagulation factor XI-like
Exons: 13
Coding region: 1-1599 (532 amino acids)
Biological process (GO): proteolysis
Cellular component (GO): extracellular region
Molecular function (GO): serine-type endopeptidase activity; protein binding
Source: RefSeq, a predicted model, not a curated record
AUGAAUUGGAUUUAUCGGACUUUUUAUUUCCUUUUCUUACUGGCUUCCGUUUACAGUGAAUGUGUGACUCAGAUCUAUGAAAAUACAUUCUUCCAAGGAGGAGACCUCACUACAGUUUUUACACCGAGUGCCAAUUACUGCCAAAUAGUGUGCACUUACCAUCCUACCUGUCUGCUCUUCACCUACUUGCCAGCCACAUGGACUACAGAUCCUGCAAAAAGGUUCUCCUGCUAUUUAAAAGACAGCGAUACAGAAAUGCUGCCAAAAGUGGAUAUGGAAGGAGCUAUCUCGGGACAUUCUUUAAAACAGUGUAACCAAAUUAGUGCUUGCAGCCCAGAUGUCCAUGUAGGACUGGAUAUGGAAGGGAAUAUUUUUGAUAUUUCUAUGGCUGACAGCUAUCAAGAGUGUCAAAAACGAUGUACCAAUGACAACCGUUGUCAUUUUUUUACAUAUGCCUCUGAAAAUUUUCACAAUGCAAGCUUUUGUAAAAAAUGCUUCUUGAAACACACCAGCGUCGGAACUCCAACCAACAUAAAGGCACUUGAUGGGGUUGUGUCUGGAUUCUCUCUAAAGCCAUGUCAGCUUUCUGAAUUAGAUUGUCAAAUGGACAUUUUUGAAGAUCAAGUGUUUUCAGGAAUUAAUGUUACAAGCUUUUUCACUCCUGAUAUUUCUGUCUGCCAAACUAUGUGUACAUAUUUUCCAAAGUGCUUGUUCUUUACAUUUUUUACCAGGAAAUGGCAAAUAGAAUCUCAAAGAAAUCUUUGCCUUCUGAAGACAUCAACAAGUGGAAUUCCAGAGGAGCUCAUAUCACAAGAAAAUGCUGUAUCAGGCUUUGGCCUCCUAAAUUGCAGAAAAUCUUUUCCUGCCUGCACUUCUCGCACUUACAUGCAGAUGGAUUUUUUGGGAGAUGAACUUACUGUCACUUAUGCUAAAGGACACAGAGCCUGUCAGCAGGUUUGCACAGACAUGAUCCGCUGCCAAUUUUUUUCCUAUUCUCUCCUCCGAGAUUCAUGCAAUGAAGAAGGAAAGUGUGAGUGUCACCUAAGAAUGUCCUCAAAUGGAUCUCCAGUGAAAAUAGUACAUGGACCAGGAAGUAUCUCUGGAUACUCACUAAGGUUAUGCAAAAAAAAAGCCAGUACUGUGUGUAUGCAGCAUUCUGCAAGAACCGUCAGGAUCGUUGGUGGGACGGACUCGUCCCCUGGAGAGUGGCCGUGGCAGGUCAGCCUGCACGCCAGGCUGUCCCGCCAGAGGCACCUGUGCGGGGGCUCCAUCAUCAGCAGCCAGUGGAUCCUCACCGCCGCUCACUGCGUCGCCAGUCUAGAGAAUCCCAACAUUUGGCGUAUUUAUGCUGGCAUUUUGAGACAAUCUGAAAUAAAUGAGGAUACACCCUUCUUCAAAGUGGAAGAGAUUAUUGUUCACUCUCAGUAUAAAUAUGCACAUAUUGGAUAUGACAUUGCUUUAAUGAAACUCGCUGAGCCUAUGAAUUUUACUGAUCUUCAACUACCUAUCUGCCUGCCACCAAAAGAAGACACUAACAUAUUUUAUACUGACUGUUGGGUAAUUGGAUGGGGUUACAGAAAAGAAAAAGUCUGCACGUAACACAUGGUGUUUUUUUAUGUGAUUGUAUUCACAUGACUUUAGAGGUAUGUUGCUUUUCUUAUUCUGAAGAUUGAUUAUAGACCAUGCCAAUGACUUGUGUUUUGAUAGUAUAUGAGAUUUGAACUCCUCUGAUUUUAUAUGGAAGUAGGCCAAGAAGCUCUUAAUUACUAAGCUGUGGUUUUACAUCUCUUUAUUAUACUUUUAAUAUGUUUAUAUAGAUGUAUAUGCAUCACUUUAAAGAGAAACUUUUCCUUUAUACACGUGCCUAUCUGAAAGUUAUAGUUCAACAUGAAAUCUAACAAAUUUAGGCAGUUACUGUACAGACAAAUUUCUUCUGUUAAUUCCUAGAGAAAAAGCUGGUUUUAAAAACUCUUGUUUAGUCUAUGUGCAAUUUUCUCCAUCUUAAAAACUACUGUGACAGAGAGCAGCACAGAUUUGGCAACUGGGAGAUUUCAGACUUAUUGCAACACUUUACCAGGAAAUAAUAGUUACUAACACAAAGCAAUGCUAACAGCAAUGCUCCAAGGGGCAAUGUCCUGAGAGCCUUUCCAAUAUGAGCAUUUGUUGCACAUCAGAAGCGAGUUUUGAAGCUUUUCCAGCCAUGAGAAAGAAGAAGGCACCAUAAAAGCAUUUAAAUUAGAAGACAAUUCACGUUGUUCGCUAACACAAAGGAAGGAAAAUCAGCGUAAUGAACAUCUAUUGAUACUCCUGAAGCAGUGACAUUGUAAUACCAGCAUAUGGGGAUUUCUAGAGUUGAAUUUUAACGUUUAUUUUUUAGAACCAAACAUUUCUCAUCUCAUACUGCCUUCCACAUAGGUCGGGUCCAAGAUAUUCUUCAAAAGGCUCCUGUUCCCUUCAUGUCAAAAGAGGAAUGCCAGGCAAGGUACCGGAAGCGCAGAAUAGGAGAAAAAGUGAUCUGUGCUGGCUAUGAUGAAGGAGGAAGGGAUGCUU